CACAGACGGAGCGGUACGGGGAGAUACUACGGUCUCUGGGACCUUACCGUGCAAAGUGACGCGCUGUGAUCAGUCCUGACUUCGGGUCAUUUUAAAGGAAACAAGCAGUUUUCGGCGGAAAUCACAGGAUUACUCUCUCCGGGGGGGGCUGUCGGAAGGACUCCGCUCAAGCCAAGGUGUAGAAAUGUGGAAGCACGGACGGCAAGGAGUGUGGAAUUGAGCACCGGAGAGAAAGGAUGCCAAAGAUGAAACAAUAAAGCAGAGCUAGAUUUGAGGCCUGCGCAGACUUUCUGCAGGAGCAGCCGGUGUGCGCAAGCCAACCCCGGCCACAAUGACCAUGAAAGGCCUGUCCAGCAGCCGCAGUCACCACGCAGUGACCUGCGACCCGUCUUAUGACUCCAUGACUCUGGGCCAUGCCGAUCGCCGGUCUUACUUCCUCAACCCGGGGGAGGCUCAUCCGGCUGAGAACCCCUGCUAUACCCAGCGGAGCGCCUUCCAGACUGAGUGCAGUGCCUAUCCUGACCUGACCAGCUGCACUUUCCCUCGCAGACACUACAGCUCCCACCACGAGCUGAAGGAAGAGUGCGGCGCCGUGGUGCCUUACACCGGGCCUACAGGGAGCUGUAAGGGAAGCGGAGGGAACAAUAACCGCAUACCGUCAAACUUGCUCGAGCAGUUCGAGACCCAAGCUCCGCUGAGACGGGAAGGUUACCACACGCUGCAGUACAAGCAUACGGCGCUGGAGCACCAACGCAGUGACAGCCCCGGUCGAAUUCGCCACCUUGUGCAUUCUGUGCAGAAGCUCUUCACCAAGUCCCACUCUCUGGAGGGGCCCUCGGGCUCUGGGGGAGGCGGGAGUGGAAAGAUGAACGGCAGCAAAUCCAGUCCGGACGAUCCGCCCUCAUGCUCCGGCACCCUGAAGCACAGCAAGCGCAGUAAGAGCAAAGACCGUUCCAAGUCAGAGCCCAAGAUGCGCACCUCCACGUCGGGUUACUGGAGCUCGGACGACACGCUGGACCGAGAGGUGUGUCUCUACCAUCACCAGCAGGGGGGUGGCGUUGGUUCUAUGCCCUCGGGAGUCAUGACUAUCGGACGGCACCCGGACAAAUCCCAGUCACAAUAUUUCAUGGAGUCCUACAACACCAUCAGCGCCCAGUCGCUCAAGACGUCGCGCAGCAACAACGACGUGAAGUGCUCGGCGUGCUCAGGUGGCGGCAGCGCAGCUCUGCCGCUGAUGAGCGGCCUCGACGGACAAGUCCAGCUUAAGAAGAGCUCGUGGUCCUCCACGCUGACAGUGAGCAGAGCGAGGGAGGUGUACCAAAAGGCCUCCGUCAAUCUAGACAAAGCUCUCGUCAAAGCCGAGCAGGGACGCACUUGCCAUUUCCUACAGGUGCCUCAGGAUGACUGGAGUGGCUUCUCUCCACUGGGGAAGGAUGACGAGAUCCCUUGCCGGCGAAUGCGCAGUGGCAGCUACAUCAAGGCCAUGGCAGAGGAGGAUAGUGGCGACUCGGAUUGCAGCCCCAAACCCUCGCCCAAGGUCCAGGCACGGCGAGCCAGCUACCUGAAGGCCACGCAGCCUUCUCUUACUGAAAUGACGACGCUCAAGAUUUCCACAGAGCACUCGCCCAAGCUGCAGAUCCGAAGUCACAGCUACCUGCGGGCAGUGAGCGAGGUUUCCAUCAACAGGAGUCUGGACAGCUUGGACCCAGCGGGGCUGCUGGCCUCGCCUAAAUUCCGCUCCCGCAAUGAGAGCUACAUGAGAGCCAUGAGCACCAUCAGUCAGGUGAGCGAGGUGGAGGUGAAUGGGCAGAUAGAGGCGGUCUGCGAGUCGGUGUUUAGCGAGAUGGAGUCGCAGGCCGUGGACGCCCUGGACCUGCCCAUGCCCGGCUGCUUCCGAAUGCGGAGCCACAGCUACGUACGUGCCAUAGAGAAGGGCUGCUCGCAGGAGGAGGAAGAGGGCGUCGUCGCGCUGGGCGAGAGGAGUGCAGACUCCCCUCCACGAACCGCCACCACGGUCCGAACCAUCCAGAGCAGCACAGUGUCAUCAUGCAUCACCACAUACAAGAAGACCCCUCCGCCCGUGCCUCCCAGGACCACCCCAUCCAAACCGUUCAUCUCCAUAACCGCACAGAGCAGCACCGAGUCGGCCCAGGACGCGUACAUGGACGGGGGCCCGAGCCAGCGGGCGGGCAUCAGCUCCCAGCAGGGGCUCUCCAACUCCACAGAGAGCAUCGACAGCAUGAAGGCCCUGACGGCGGCCAUCGAGGCGGCCAACGCUCAGGUGCACGGCCCCGCCAGCCAGCACGUCACCAACAGCACCAUCACCAUCACCGCCACGGCCACCACCUCCGUCACGGCUGACAGCAAGGCGCAGAGGGAAGCGCUCAGGAAGUGCCUCUCCAUCGGGAUUCAGGUGGACCCGGAGGAAGGAGGGCUGACGGACGAGCAGUCUAAAUUCCAGUCAAUAGGAAUUCAGGUGGAGGAUGACCGAUGUCACCGCAGGAUGACCAGGUCCAACAGCGUGACCACGGCCGUCCAGGCAGACCUCGACGACCCAGCUGAUGCCCCCGAGCUCCCGCCGCGGCAGUGUGCCACCAUGCCGCGCCAGCACUCCCGCGACGCCGCCACCUCCACCGUCAGCAUCCAGGGCUCUGGGAACCACUACCAUGCCUGUGCCGCGGAUGAGUACGGCGAGGUGGGCUUCGACCCCUCCAUCCUGCCUCCCCCGGACCCCUGGAUGGACAGCGUGCCCGAGCCGGCGGCGGUUGAGGCCCUGGAGGCCGUGAGCCGGUCGGUGUGCUCCCGCGACGGACGCUGGUUCCUCAAGCUGCUGCAAGCCGAGACGGAGCGCAUGGAGGGCUGGUGCAGGCAGAUGGAGCAGGAUGAGGUGGAGAAUGAGCUGCCUGAUGAGGUCCUAGGGAAGAUCCGCAGUGCAGUGGGGAGUGCCCAGCUGCUGAUGUCCCAGAAGUUUCAGCAGUUCCGGGAGCUGUGUGAGGAGAAUCUGAACCCAAACGCGCACCCGCGGCCCGUCUCCCAGGAUCUGGCGGGUUUCUGGGACAUGCUCCAACUGUCCAUCGAGAACAUUAGCCUGAAGUUUGACGAACUCCACCAGCUCAAAGCCAACAACUGGAAACCUCUGACCCCCCCAGAAAUCCAGGAGAGAAGGAUGCCCCCCCCUGUGCCAAAGAAGCCUCUGAAGGCCCACGCACCUCUGGCUAGGGACCACUCGCUGGAGAGCUCCGAGCGCCAGCGCCUGGAGGCUCGCAAGCGGCUGCUCGCUGCCAAACGCGCCGCGUCGGUGCGGCAGAGCUCGGCCACCGAGAGCGCAGACAGCAUCGAGAUCUAUAUUCCCGAGGCUCAGACCAGACUCUGAGAGGCACGGGAUGCGUACGCCUACACGUCUAAUACUUUACACUGUCUCAUAAACACUGUAGUAGCACUGAAUGCUAAAGGCCAGGGCGCUAAACACGCUAGAAUCACCUUUUCUGCCGACUCUCCAGAUCACUGUGGGCUCACUCGCCGUGGAAGGUGUCUGAACAGGAAAUGUACAUUUACAGUAUUUAUUAAAUUAUUUAUAUAUCUCCUGUCCACCCUCAUUUCCUUUUUUUUCCCAGCUUUGAUGUAGCAACCCUGUUCAUCACUCAUAGAUUUGUCUAAACAAAAAAAA
Molecule: messenger RNA, 3667 nt
Organism: Fundulus heteroclitus (mummichog)
Lineage: Eukaryota; Metazoa; Chordata; Actinopteri; Cyprinodontiformes; Fundulidae
Gene: dlgap1b
Product: discs, large (Drosophila) homolog-associated protein 1b
Exons: 12
Coding region: 332-3373 (1013 amino acids)
Biological process (GO): signaling
Cellular component (GO): glutamatergic synapse; postsynaptic specialization
Molecular function (GO): molecular adaptor activity
Source: RefSeq, a predicted model, not a curated record